AUGUCAACGGACGAACAACCAACUUCGACGAUACGCCAGUCGCGGCGCCUUGCGGGAGUUGCCCCGGAAUACGGGCUACUGGACACAAGACGCUUGACGCGCCAGUCUUCGACCCCAGAACCGGUGCAACUAGACGACCACGUCGAUCUGCCAACAUCGUCCCCGGAACGCAAGCGAGAAGCCGAAGGCUCUCCACAUGUAUCGCCGUCGACGAACAGCCCCGACUCGCGUCCCCCACCGAAGAAACCAGCAUUGGCCCCGGGUGCUGACUUGGCUCCUGAGCCUUUGUCACCCCAUGCCAGGAUUGCUACCGGAAACACCCCCAUGGUCCAAGGGGUGCCCGGCAGCAUGGUUCCAAGAACGCUUACGCCUACCUGGGACGAUCCCGGUGUACCUCGAAAUGUGGUUGUCACUACGAUCUCGGUUGCCGGUGGAGGCGCACGUGAUAGCCAUAACGCUUAUGCCGAUUUCACGCGCGACAUCAUCAAGAAACAGGAACUGGAAGCUUUGCGUUUCUUCCAGAAAGCCCAUGAAGACCGAUCUCGGCUGCUGGACGACCGGGAGACUCGACUCGUGGAAAUGGCCGAAUCAGCGGCGCAGGCGGCUGAAGCCCAUGAAACCUACCGGCAGGAGCAGUUCAAAGAGGCGUUGGGAUGCUACCAACGAGAACUGGACCUCGCUAGGUGUGUGGUCGGAAACGAAGCUAACGAAACCCUGAGUCAGGAGAUUGGGAGGCAACAAGCUAUGUGGGAAGCCCGGAUGCUACGCUUCCAGGAGAACCUGGAACUCACUUGGGAUAAAGAAAGGUCCUUACUCCUCCAGGACAAGGAAGUCUCGUUGCUCGCUUUGAAGAACCAACACACGGACGAACUUCUACGAGUGUCGACGGAAGCGGAACACACUAUCGAGGUCCGACGCCUGGAAGACGGAGGAACUGCCAAGCACAACCACACGUACGAAAUCCAGGCCCUUGUGGAAAAAAACUGUCGAAGCCGCGAGGCCCAGGAAACCAUCUUGGACAAGUUGCGUUCUCAACAAAACCAAGAGCUGACAUCUCUACGGACAGAACUACGCCUUCGGAACGGAUCUGUGCGAAUUGCCCCAUCUUUGGAGCGGGAGAAGGAUACCCUCACGGAAAGACUCCGAGUCCUGGAAGAACAACUCCGCGAGACUGACCGUCAGAGGGAACGUUUCGAACAACUCUGGGAAAAAGGGCGCCGUCAGCUCCAGGAGUCCGAACAACGUACGCUGGUCUCUCACGAGGCUCUGAACGAGGCAAAGGCCCGGUUUCAGGAAAGUGAAACCCGAGGGUCUCAACUCCAAGAAAAGCUCCUACAAGUUCAUACUCGGUACGAACAGGAACUACAAGAGGAGCAGACUCUACGCGAAGAAAUGGAAAGGGGUGUCCAAGAACAACUACUGGCGCUAACGUUGGAUCGUGACUCGGAGGAAUGGCGUGUGGUAACUCAAGAAAGAGAGGAGCUCAUGAAGUCGCGGGAAGAACCCGAAGCAAUCCUACAAAUGGUGUCCGACGCUCAGACACAAUUGGGGUUAAACACGACCCUCCUGCGGGAAGAAGAGAAAACCCUCCUCAGGGAAAGGGAAGCUUUCGCUCAGGAAGUCAACAAGUCUUACUCGAACCUCCGUCGGCAACAGUCUUCCUUACAAGUGGAUCAGCAAACGGUGGCCUUGCAACUUCAGGAAGGCCGACUCAGAUCCGGUUCGGUCGGGACUCCCUACGCGACACCCGCUUCGUCCCGAAAAGGCUCCCCCCUUCGAAGGGGAGUCAUUCGACUUUCAUGA
Messenger RNA from Aphanomyces astaci, 1803 nucleotides. RefSeq lists its product as hypothetical. The record is from RefSeq and is a predicted model, not a curated record. Lineage: Eukaryota; Oomycota; Saprolegniomycetes; Saprolegniales; Verrucalvaceae. The transcript has 3 exons. The coding region runs from base 1 to 1803 and encodes 600 amino acids.